This is a messenger RNA of Camelus dromedarius (Arabian camel), 717 nucleotides long. It is a transcript of the gene FEV, whose product is annotated as FEV transcription factor, ETS family member. Gene Ontology annotation, molecular function: DNA-binding transcription factor activity, RNA polymerase II-specific; sequence-specific DNA binding. The record is from RefSeq and is a predicted model, not a curated record. The transcript has 3 exons. Gene Ontology annotation, cellular component: nucleus. Gene Ontology annotation, biological process: cell differentiation; regulation of transcription by RNA polymerase II. Bases 1 to 717 code for a protein of 238 amino acids. NCBI's taxonomy places the organism in Eukaryota, Metazoa, Chordata, Mammalia, Artiodactyla, Camelidae.
AUGAGACAGAGCGGCGCCUCCCAGCCCCUGCUGAUCAACAUGUACCUGCCAGAUGCCGUCGGAGAUGGUCUCUUCAAGGAAGGGAAGAGCCCAGGGUGGGGUCCGCUGAGCCCCGCGGUGCAAAAAGGGAGCGGGCAGAUCCAGCUGUGGCAGUUUCUGCUGGAGCUGCUGGCGGACCGCGCGAACGCCGGCUGCAUCGCUUGGGAGGGUGGCCACGGCGAGUUCAAGCUCACGGACCCAGACGAGGUGGCGCGGCGCUGGGGCGAGCGCAAGAGCAAGCCCAACAUGAACUACGACAAGCUGAGCCGCGCUCUGCGCUACUACUAUGACAAGAACAUCAUGAGCAAGGUGCACGGCAAGCGCUACGCCUACCGCUUCGACUUCCAGGGCCUGGCGCAGGCCUGCCAGCCGCCCCCCGCGCACGCCCACGCUGCGGCGGCCGCCGCCGCCGCCGCUGCCGCCGCGGCCCAGGACGGGGCUCUCUAUAAGCUGCCGGCCGGCCUGGCGCCGCUGCCCUUCCCUGGCCUCUCCAAACUCAACCUCAUGGCCGCCUCGGCUGGCGUCGCGCCCGCCGGCUUCUCCUACUGGCCGGGCCCGGGCCCCGCCGCCACCGCCGCUGCCACCGCUGCGCUCUACCCCAGCCCGGGCUUGCAGCCCCCGCCCGGGCCCUUCGGCACGGUGGCCACCGCCUCGCACCUGGGGGGCCAUUACCACUAG